UGCAAAGAUUGUUGGACUAGUUGAUGGUAAGAAAUUGUGUUAUUCAGCAUGUCGUUGCCACCGCGCGGUAUCUCUUAAAGAUGACACCUACUACUGCUCUGGCUGUGAUACCAAUGUGCUUGAAGUUACUCCACGUUUUAGGGUUAAGAUCGAAGUGUCGGAUGGAGAAGAUGAUGCAAAUUUUGUAAUGUUUGACACUGACUGCCAGAAUAUUCUGAUGAAAACAUGCAAGGAUUUACUCAUUGGUUCAAAGGCAAGCCUAAUCUGAGUUGCCUGAUCUCAUGAAGACAAUGAUUGGGAGACUGUUCCUGUUUAAAAUUGAGAAGUCAGCUGAUCAUGGUGCUAAGUAUGAUGAUUCAUUCAAGGUUAAGAAAGUCUGUGGUGAUCAGCAUGUGAUUGAUUUAUUCAAGGAUGCUGAUAAAGUUAACACACCCCAAGAGGUGUCAAAGUUCCCUGAUUUGGAAUCUGGAGAAAGUAGCGAUAUAUCUCCUGGUAUGUUUGGCAGCUACUCUGGAAACAAAUCUGAAAUUGAUGUUGCGGCCCAGUCACUUGAGGACAUAUCUCAUGUUGGGAGUUUUGCUUCUCCAUCCUUUGUUGAAGCUCAUGAUGGUGGUGCUUCCUAUCCCAAACCUGCCAAGAGGCUUAAGAUGAAGUAUGUGAAAAUAGAGGAGUAGUCAAUCAUGGUGGACCUUUGCCUCUACUUGUUGGGGAUUGAAUAAUGUAGUUGAUGGGUACAAUGAUGACACAUUCUUGCCAAUGUAACACAUUGUCCCUUUGUUUGUUAUGUUCAUCUUAUGUUAGUGAUCUCCAGGAUGGUGAAAGGUCUCUAGGAACUAUGUUAAAAAUGCAGUAAUGUAUGUUACCUAAAAACUGAGCUGUGUUUACUCAGUUGUGUCUAAAAGUUAUAUAUGUAUUAGUGUCUACUAAGCUCUCUCCAUCAUGGAAGAUGUGUACUCCAUGUGCCAUAGGCAUGAAA
Molecule: messenger RNA, 976 nt
Organism: Lotus japonicus
Lineage: Eukaryota; Viridiplantae; Streptophyta; Magnoliopsida; Fabales; Fabaceae
Exons: 4
Coding region: 282-674 (130 amino acids)
Source: RefSeq, a predicted model, not a curated record